UUUAGGAAUUAGUCUCCUUUAAAGAUAACCCCAUCAUGUGAACAUCUAAUAGCUUUGCUACGUCACUAUGGGAACACUAUUGAGGUAUGACUACUGAGGUAGGACUGCUUAGGUAUGUUCAUUUACCAAAUGCAUCUUACUUUAAUUAGAUAUUGGUGGGACCACUGAGACCAACUAUAGGACCACUUCUGUUUUUUUUUUUUUUUUUGGUUAAAAAAUAGGACCACUUCCGUAGUUCUGUUGUUUAGUGGUGCUGAUACUAAAUUUUUAGCUAGCUGCAAGUAAUGACUGCUUAAUUUACAUCUUGGGGUAUCACUGGAAUUUCAAUAUAGAUUCUGGAUCAUACAUCUGUAUCUGCUUGCUACUGCACAUACUUGGAGAAUUUUGCGAAUAAGCACUGGAUAAAGCCUUCCAAAUAUCGAACGAAGUGGUAAGGCUGACAAUAUGGCCGAGAGCUUCUUCUGAAAUAGUAACUAUGAGCCAGCCUUUAACCUGUCUGUCUGUGCGUGUCCAUGCCACCAGAUCUAUGCAUGUGAGGAACUUUGCCUUCAUUAUUAACGCCAUUGAUCUCACCUUCGGGUGGUGGACUGUCUAAUGUGAUAAAACCAAGAAGAUGCUGACUUUUAAUUAAGGAUAGAACUGUGUUUCCAACAAGAGAUAGUUGGAAAAUAUGAGUUUCACAGAUACGAAAUUUGCUACAAUGAGGUUAGCAGGAUAUGAGUAUUUUGAAAAACUGUAGCCAUUUGAUUAAGAAGACAGAACUAAGAACUGCAAAGAGAAGUGGAAGAGAGAGCUAGAUGGAUCGUGCUAUUUAGAGCUUUGGUGGCUCUAAUACCAUAAAGAUAAUUUAAAAGAGGCUUGUAAUUGUGAAGUCAUACCAUUUUUUUAUUGCCAAGUUUACAUAUAAAUAUGGGAAGUUGUUUACAACACAAUAUCCAGAUAGUUGAUACAACAAAAUAUUAAUAAAUCUUUUGAAAUCAAGGUGGAUAAAUAAAUUCAAAACACUUUGAAUUUGCAUUUAUUGAAUUUGAACUUCCUCCAGGUAUGCCGCCUAACUCCUUUUCACUGUUCUGUUAGAGUACCUACAAGUUUUUAAUAGUUGAGAGGCUUUUUCCGCAAUUUUCCUAACCAUUAAUUACUAUGUCCACUAGGUUGAUGCCACCAAGAAUGAGAAUAAUGACUUAAUAUCUGAGUGUAAUGCAAUGCAGUCACUUGAUGCAAAUUAUGACUAAAAUUAUUUCAGAAACUCUAUCCCAUUCAGUCCCAUAAUUCUGCCGUUAAUUGGCAGGGUAAGCUGCAUAGUACUUGGGCCAAUAUAUAUAUACUUUUGUCUGUUAGUUUCCAUGCAUUGUGCUUGUAAAUUAAAAUCCCCUGUCAAUAUGAAAAAUUUCAAAGAUGUGGAAUGGCCUGUGAUUUAUGUGGGUAAACAUGUGGUAGAUGAUGUCUGCAGGGUUCAAAAAUAAUUUUUAAUUUGACAUUCUUGCUGAGACAAUUCAAUUGCUGUUUUUUCUAAUGUAUAACAGUGCGCCGUUUUCUGAAAAGGCUAAUGUUAAGAGUUCUUAAAGCAAUAGGUGCGCAGAGUCCUACUAUUCACAAGGUUACUGCAUGCUUUCCCAGUACUUUUCUAUUUAAACUUUUUUUUAAUACUUCUACUUGGAGAAGAAUUGUUGCAGGUAUUGAAAAGAUAUUGGAUAUGAGGUCAAAAAACAAUCAAGCCCAUGAACUACUCAGUAAGAUGUGUUCUCCAAUCUGGACUUUUGAUUCGAAACAUGUGGGAGUACACUUGAAGCGAUAAAAAGAGCCAUCAAAUGUGGGAAUGUUGAAUUUGUUGAGGAAGUCCUGAAGUCAAAUCCUGCUUUGUUAUGGGGGAAUAGGGAAAACGGAACCAUAUUUCACAUUGCAGUUGCUUUCCGUCAGGAGAAAAUAUGGAACCUCAUAUAUGGUUUAAGUACCGAACAUAGAAAUAAAAUCACUGGAAUUCUAGUAGAAUCAAACAGCUUGCUACAUGUAGCUGCAUGUCCAAUGGUAAUGCUUGAAACCAUAAGAAUUCAACAUGAAGCUCCAAAAGAAGUGAAGGGAGAACAACAGUUCCAGAAGGUAUUUAAUAAAGCUCGUGAUGCAGCUAUGAAAAUGCAGAGAGAACUACAAUGGUACAAGGAGGUCGAGAGGAUGGUACCAUCUUCAUAUAUACUUCUUCCUAACAAGUAUGGAGAAACUCCUUCAGAUUUGUUCUCAAACUAUCACUAUAACUUAGUCAAAGAAGGAGAACAAUGGAUGGGAGAUACAGCAGGAUCAUUCACAAUCGUUGCCGCUCUCAUUGUCACUGUUAUGUUUGCGGCAGCCUUCACAUUACCAGGUGGCACUGAUGAAAAUUCGGGAAACCCCAAGUUCCUACAGCGCAACUCUUUUAUGGUUUUCAUUCUAUCAGAUGCAAUCUCUCUAUUCUCUUCAGUUACUGCAGUAUUAAUGUUCCUGAGCAUUCUCACUUCACGUUGUACUAAAGAUGAUUUCCUCAACUCAUUACCCAAGAGACUAAUAAUUGGUCUCGCCUCUCUUUUCUUAUCUAUUGCCACCAUGAUGGUCACUUUUGUUGCCACUCUUGGUAUUGUGCUUGGUGAACGGAGAAGAAUGGUGGUUGUUCCAAUCGCUUUGCUUGCUAGUGUCCCAGUAGCCUCAUUUGUUCUAUUGCAAUUUUCCCUAUUUGUUGACAUUUUCUCAUCAACCUAUGGACGCGGUAUCUUCAACCAGAAAACAAAAUGUUCUUUCUUCAACAACCCAAAUAAGUAUGUUCCUUCAAAUCACAGAUAUUUCUCUCUUGUGUAAUUAAUAUGCAAUGAUUGUGGUAUUACUAUGUCAUUGGCAUAUAUAAUUCUUAUCAUGGUUCACUAUAAUCGCUAUUUGUACUAGUAAUUAUGUAUCUUAAGCAGAAUAAGAGAGUGCUUAUAUUUAUGAAACAUGAAAUGAGUGCUUUUUUUAUUUU
This is a messenger RNA of Cornus florida, 2980 nucleotides long. RefSeq names its product ankyrin repeat-containing protein NPR4-like. The coding region runs from base 2023 to 2823 and encodes 266 amino acids. NCBI's taxonomy places the organism in Eukaryota, Viridiplantae, Streptophyta, Magnoliopsida, Cornales, Cornaceae. The transcript has 2 exons. The record is from RefSeq and is a predicted model, not a curated record.